AACUUCAUUUUUUCGUUCUCUGCUCCCCGAGCCCCUUUCAGGUGAACGUUACCCGUCGGAGCCGUGGGGCGGGUGCCCGGUGGGCCGCGGCCGCCGUCCCUGCCGGCCGGCUGCGCUCCCCGACCUGGUCGGCUAUGCUCCGUUACGCGGCCCCUACGGAGGCGUUACCCUGAAAACGCACGUGGCACCUCAUACUUUCUUUUUCUUCUUUUAAUUGACGUUACUUCCUACUGCGUUUGCUGAAAUCUCCGAACGUGGUUGUGACGCGCUUGAGGGAGUAACGCGGAGCACGGCCUUCACGGUUUACGCCUAACCGAGGUGCUGUGCUUGCUGUGCCCCCGGUCCUGUGUCAGACUCCGUCCUCGCGUUUACGCGAAGGAACGUGUGAUCUAACUGGAAAUCACGGCGUUGUCCCUGUGGCUUCUGUGGCCGAAAUAAGGCCUCAGGAAGGCAACUGAAGCGUGUUUAAAACUAACCAAACAACAUCUCUGCUGACAACCGGGAGAACGAACUUUGUACUGACUCCUGGUCCAAAUCCUGGGCUCUGCUGUCUAAACCAAAACCGCCCAGAGCUUUCGUAAAUCAUCCUACUCGUUUCGCCUCUUGGCGGAUAAAAUAAUAAAUGUGAGGGCUGCUGUUAACUGUGGCAGUAUUUGCACGUGAUUGGGGAAAAGGCGAAAAGAAAUUCAAACCCACAAGGUGUUGUCGUAGCAAACUAGCCGGUGAACAGCUGCUUCUUUAUUCUUGCGCAUCGCGAGUUUUAUUCUGAAGAGCAGCCGUCCUAAAUUAGUUCGGUGUGGGGACUGUAAAGCCCACGUGCUAGAGCGAUAUAUAUCCUAUUGAACCCGAACAAUUGUAGCGACGCUGUUGGAGUGACUUCAGACUGCUUUUAUUUAUUUAUUUAUUUUUUUUUUGGGUCCCUUAUUACUGGUGAAAAUUUUGCCUCUUGGACAUCACCGAGGCCUCGGCAGGUCGCUCCUCAGCGAUGCCUGCGCCUUUGCUGUUGUCCUCUCAGGGGCGAACGCCUGGUGGUGAAGAGCAGCCUCAAAGGCCUGGCCUCGGCCAGCACCGGGAGCAGGAGCUUGCGCUCUGGUUUGGCACGCAGCACCACCUGGUGGCAGAGGGAUGGCAGCAAAGCCGCGGCCGCAGACCUGCCUGCGCAUCGCGCUGCCUGCUCGGAAACGCUCGUUGUACGCCUUCGCGCUGUCGAAUGAGUCUUCUUCGCAGUCUCACUGGUUGACAACAGAGGAAAGGAACCAAGUUUUACUUGAUCUUAAAGCUUCAGGCUGGUCUGAGUUAGGUGAAAGAGAUGCCAUCUACAAAGAGUUCAAUUUCAAAAAUUUUAAUCAGGCUUUUGGAUUUAUGACACGAGUUGCUCUACAAGCAGAGAAGAUGAAUCACCACCCAGAAUGGUUUAAUGUCUACAGCAAGGUUCAGAUAACUCUUAUUUCUCAUGACUGUGGUGGACUGACCAAAAGAGAUGUGAAGCUGGCCCAGUUUAUUGACAAAGCUGCUGCUUCAGUGUAAUACAGAUGUGAAAUGUUUUAAUAUCGUUGCUACCAAUAUUUUGUGUUUAAAUAGAAUCAUUCGUUUAUUGUAACCGAUUUAGGCAAAGUCCCUCAGAGGACAAGAUACUUUGUUUAAAAAAAAAGAAUGGCUUAGCCUUGUCUGCCUUUAAUAUUACCUCAGUCUGAGAGACCCCCCUCUAAAUAAGCCUGGGCUUAUCCUUUGUCGUUGCUGGCUUCACAUGAGGAUACGGCAGCUAAAACAGCAAAAAAUUCAUUUUGAACAAUCCUUUUCUAGAAAUGAAAAUAGUGAUUUUUAAUAUUCGAAGCCAAACCCGGGAGCAUGCUUCGCUGUCCACAGAACAAAAAGCUGGAAUGAAGACUGGACCCCAUCCAGAGCUGUAAGCGCUCCCCGAGCCCGCAGGAGUCCAGGUGGGUAACGGACCCUGCAGCCCCCUCGGGAGGAGAGCGCAAAGGCAGCUGCCACGUGAGUGUGCCCUCGUGCCUAGCCGUUUCCUAGGUUUGUACGUCUCUGUACUUCAAAGACAGAACAGCAGCCGUACUAAGUCGUUGCCAUCCUGUCUCUGAUGGCUGGUAGCAAGCGCUUAGGGAAGAUGCUAAGAACAAGGCAAGCAGUCUGCGGCUUGAUGCUUCCUUGAAGUAGUCGGCAGAUCCUGCAGUCUGCAGCUCAGCUACAGCCUCGUGUUUAGUUAACUUCCAGGAGAUGUUUCUUCGGUGUGUUUGUCUAAUGGCCUUUGGAACCCAUCUGUCCUUUUGGUGUCCAUGGCCUAGCAUCUCAAUCAGGUGAAAGUGCUACUGUGUGCUUGAGAAUUGUUUCCUUUCUGACGAGGCGUAGGGCUGGAUCCUACAGCUGCUGGAAAUUGUAAUUCUGAUCCAGCAUAUAUG
This is a messenger RNA of Struthio camelus australis, 2411 nucleotides long. NCBI's taxonomy places the organism in Eukaryota, Metazoa, Chordata, Aves, Struthioniformes, Struthionidae. The record is from RefSeq and is a predicted model, not a curated record.